Phoenix dactylifera (date palm) is the source of this 2131-nucleotide messenger RNA. Its product is annotated as short-chain dehydrogenase TIC 32 B, chloroplastic. Lineage: Eukaryota; Viridiplantae; Streptophyta; Magnoliopsida; Arecales; Arecaceae. The record is from RefSeq and is a predicted model, not a curated record.
AGCGUCUUUGACUCUUUGGUUCCUAACUUUUUUUUUCUUUUUUGCUCACACGUGCCGAGUCCACGUAAUGGAUGCCUUUACUAAAGUUAACACGGCUUUCGGAUUUAUGUAUCCACGCGCAUCAAACGUACCCUUUCCCCAUCCCGUCCCUCCGUUGCAGGUAUUCGUUGAAAAACACUGUAAUUUCUUACUUUUCUCUCUCUCCCACUGCAAAGGACUCUUGUGACCUGACUCUCUUAUUUAAGUUUUUAUCUCUCUGUCUCUCCUCUCUUCUUUCCAAUUCCUCCCCGUCUCUCUCGCUUUGACUAUAAAUAAAAUGCGGGGCGGCGCCUUUUCCCUCACACCUGACACCACAAAGACCGGUUGCCUUCUUUCCAAAGCCACGGCCUCAUCACCGCUCUCCCCUUCCCUUCCUUGAACCCUUUCUCCUCACGACUAGACUUUUAACCUUGGAAGAAGAAAGAAAGAAAGAAGCAAAGAAAUAAAUGCUGGAGACGGUGAAGUACCUGAUGGGCUCGGCCGGCGCGAGCGGGUUCGGAUCCAAAUCGACGGCGGAGGAGGUCACCGAAGCCUCCCCCGACCUCAGCUCCAUGACCGCCAUCAUCACCGGGGCGACGUCGGGGAUCGGGGCCGAGACGGCGCGGGUGCUGGCGAAGCGCGGGGCGAGACUGGUCCUCCCCGCCCGGAACCUCAAGGCGGCGGAGGAGACCAAGGCCCGGAUCGCCGCCGACUUCCCCGGAUCCCAAAUCAUCGUCCUGCCCCUCGACCUCAGCUCCCUCUCCUCCGUCCGUUCUUUCGCCUCCCGUUUCCUCUCCCUCGGUCUUCCCCUCCACCUCCUCAUAAAUAAUGCGGGCAAAUUUUCCCAUGAUCACGCUAUAUCGGAGGACGGGAUCGAGAUGACCUUCGCCACCAACUACUUGGGUCACUUCCUGUUGACGAAGCUGCUGCUAAAUAGGAUGGUGGAGACGGCGAGGGAGACGGGAAUCCAAGGCCGCAUCGUGAACGUUUCCUCGAGCAUCCACGGCUGGUUCUCCGGCGACGGGAUCCGUUAUCUCGAUCUCAUCACCCGCAAGAAAAUACCGUACGAUGCUACGCGAGCCUACGCUCUAUCGAAGCUCGCCAACGUGCUCCACACCAAGGAGCUCGCCGAGCGGCUCAAGGAGAUGGACGCGGACGUGACCGUGAACUGCGUCCAUCCAGGCAUCGUGCGCACCAGGCUCACCCGAGAUCGCGAGGGCUUCGUCACAGAUCUGGCCUUCUUCCUGGCGUCCAAGCUCCUCAAGACGAUUCCUCAGGCGGCAGCGACGACGUGCUACGUGGCGACGCAUCCGAGAAUGGCGGGCGUAUCGGGGAAGUACUUCGCGGACUGCAACGAGGUGUCGCCAUCGUCGCUGGGCACCAACCGGCACGAGGCCGCGCGGCUGCGGCGCGUCUCAGAGGCCAUGGCCGCCGAGAGGCUGCAACGAACCGGGUUCCGACCGGAUCCGCUCCCCCCGAGCCGGACGGACGAGAUGUGACGCAUCUGGAACAAGGUACUGGUGAUGACCGAUGACUAUUUUCCAGGAGGAAGUUUACGGUGAAAAGAAAGAAAGAAAUAAAGAGUUCUUAAAGAAGGAAAGAAAGACUUCAGUACACAUAGUUGUUAAAUGCGAUGAUUGCACUUCGGAAGAGCACACGGAAGGGAAAGGAGUAUCGUGCCGCAUCAGGCCCAGAGAGAGCCUCCUUCCUUUCGGCCUUCUUUUUUGUUUUGUGGCAGGCUUUACAGGGAUUUCGGGACCCGUACUCGCAGUAGAAAUUAGACAGUAGUAGUGUACUACAUUGUCAUCAUUAGGCCUAAAUAUUAACUAUGUAAAGGAGUUUAAGUGACAGAUAUUAUAUUGUCUACCAUAUUUAGGUAUAUAUUAUAUUGGAGGGAAAGAUGGGUGGAAGCUUCCACAUGUAUACAAGAAAGAGAUUUAUCUUCGUGAGGACAGUUUUGAUUCAACAAGAUUGUUGGUACAUGUAAGUGUUUGCUGCUUAUUUCUCAUCAAUUGUUUUGGUGUUAAACAAGGCAAGAAGCUUAAGUUACUUUAUGUAAUGUGAUUAUGAGGUGGAAUUGACAGACAUUAACAGCACAAAAUCAUCCAAGUCA